Messenger RNA from Pseudocercospora fijiensis CIRAD86, 642 nucleotides. RefSeq lists its product as uncharacterized. NCBI's taxonomy places the organism in Eukaryota, Fungi, Ascomycota, Dothideomycetes, Mycosphaerellales, Mycosphaerellaceae. Gene Ontology annotation, molecular function: DNA binding; endonuclease activity. Bases 1 to 642 code for a protein of 213 amino acids. The transcript has a single exon. The record is from RefSeq and is a predicted model, not a curated record.
AUGAAAGCAUUAAUUUUUUACAAAAAUACUGCUGCGCAGAAGAAAGAAAUUUAUAAGAAUAACAAUAAUAAAAUAGGUAUAUAUAUGUGGACGCACAAUAGCACAGGAAGCAAGUAUGUAGGUUCUUCUAUAAAUCUGUCCCAGAGAUUUGUUAAAUAUUUUUCUAUACCUAGUUUGAAAAGUGAAAUAAUAAGAAAUAAGAGUAGAAUAUACCGUGCUAUACUUAAAUAUGGGAUGGAUGAUUUUACAUUAGAGAUUAUGGAGUAUUGCGAUUCAAAUGUUCUUACAGAAAGAGAACAAUUCUAUCUAGAUUCUAUAAAACCUAUAAAACCUAUAUAUAACAUAUUAAGUAUUGCAGGUUCUCGUGGUGGAUUUAAACACAGUGAAGAAACAAAAGAGUUACAACGUGUAUUUAAGUUAGGUUAUAAGGUAUCAAAUACAACUAAAUUAAAAAUGUCUAUUGCUAAUACUAAAGCAAAAAGUGUUACUGUAAAGAAUAUUCUAACAGAAGAAAUAUUUGAAUUUAUUAGUGUUAGAAAAGCCGCUCAGUUUUUUAAAAGUUCACAUUCUCAAAUAAUAAUAUAUAUCAAAAACGGUAAACCAUUUAGAAACGUUUAUAAAAUAUAUUAUAAAAAAAAGUAA